AUGAGCGAUAUUGAUCCAUCUCAUCAUGUGCAGCAGCUUUUAUAUGAAAAUCAACAACUCCAUAAUGAAAAUAGCGAACUAUUGUCAAAAGUUCAUGAUUUAAUAUCAGAAGUAACUUCCUUAAAGUCGAGUUUAAAUUCUGGGUCAAUUAUUACUACCACAACAACGGAAUACAUGGAUCCUCCGACUCGUGGAGAAGUUACAACAAUGAUGCAAAGCAUUAGAAAGCAAAGCCAAGAUAAAACGGAUCACAUUAAGAAGAAAUAUAAAGAAGAAUAUAAUAAUCUUUUGAAGAAAUACCAAGAACUCAAGGCAAAAUACGUAUAUCUGGAGAGUUUAAAGGAAACUGAAAGAAAAACGGAUAUUGAUUUUCAGGAACACCUGGAAAAAACAUCCACGGAUCUCAACAACUCUAAAAUUCAGAUUAACACGCUAAAUGACACAAUUAAAAGACUUAAAAGUGAAAAUAAAGAUCUAAAACAAGAAAUAACGGAUUUAAAUUCAAAGAUUUCUCAGCAAGAUCAGUUUUAUAAGACCGAUAUUGAAAGAAUUCGUGAACAACUUACAACAUCUAAGAUAGAUUUUCAACAUAUGCAAAUAGAAUUUGAGCAAAAAAUUAAUAAUUUGACAAGAAAGAACUCUUUACUCAGUGAUACUAAUAAAAAGCUUAAAGAUCAGAUAUCAGAAGCCGAAACUACUCAAUCUUUUCUCCAAAAUUCAACAAAUUCAUCAAAGCAACAAUUUGAGCAAAGCAAGUCAGAAUUACUCCAGAAGAUGCAAGAGCUCUCAGAUCUUCAUGUAAAAGUCGAAACAUUGGCCACACAAAAUACUAAAAUUUCUUCAGAAUUAAAAUCAGCAAAAUUACAACAAGGAGAAUACAUAGAAAGAAUUAAUACAUCGACAGAAAAGAUAAGAUCGUUACAGAUCGAACGAGACGAAAUUUACAACCAAAACAAAUUAUUUAGAAAACAAUUAACAGAAAAAGAUAAAGCAAUUCAAGAUGCUCAACUCAAAAUACAAGAAAUAGAGUAUGAACGCCAAUUAGUUCAAAAUCAAAGUAUUCAUGACUCAGAAAGCUUAAAUAAAGAAAUUUCAA
This is a messenger RNA of Trichomonas vaginalis G3, 1096 nucleotides long. RefSeq lists its product as uncharacterized. The record is from RefSeq and is a predicted model, not a curated record. NCBI's taxonomy places the organism in Eukaryota, Parabasalia, Trichomonadida, Trichomonadidae. The transcript has a single exon. The annotation marks the transcript as partial.